GAAUCAUGUAGCGUGACCAAGAAGUUCAGGAAGUGCUUUAUUAUGAAGCUGUUUAGAUUAUGGCAGGGAAAUAAAACACAGUUAAAGCUGGUGUUUUUAGCUAGUAGAAACAUGUCGAAAACAUGCAGUGAGCGCGGUGUGGCAGACGGUGAUAACAGCAGGUCCAUUCAUUCAGAUUCCAUCGAGGAGGUUCAUAAAGUCCCUCUGCAGGUCAUCAUCAGACCGUUUCCUCCGGAGCUGGACGAGCAGAAAGUCCAGAGUCUCAUGGACACGAUUAAGGAGACGACAGACAUCAGCGUUGUUCCUCCCAUUGAUGUGCUCUGGAUCAAAGGCAGAGAAGGAGGAAAUUACUAUUACUCGUUCGGAGGCUGUCACAGGUUUGCUGCGUUUCAGAGGCUGAACAUGCCAACCAUCCCAGCUAAAAUCAUCAGAUCAAACGUGUCCGACCUCAGAACCUACCUGGGGGCUUCAACACCCGAUCUGCUGUGAUGCCUAUUCUUUUUAUUUCAUUUUUCAUACGCAUCUUUUUAGAUUGACCACACAGAAAAUGAAAGUGUUGGUUGUUUCUGGUGGCUGCAGUACACAGGGUUUACCAGCAGAGGGGAAUAAAACUCUAAAUAAACACACAGCUGAUGCGCAACCGCUUUAAUUUAAACAUGUUUUUACUAUUUAAUAAAUGUUAUCCAUCAGAGAUGGGUCUGUAUUAAUCUAGAAAUAAAUAAUAAAUGAGACACAAAGAUAA
Austrofundulus limnaeus is the source of this 742-nucleotide messenger RNA. RefSeq names its product sulfiredoxin 1 homolog (S. cerevisiae) (gene srxn1). The transcript has 2 exons. The record is from RefSeq and is a predicted model, not a curated record. Lineage: Eukaryota; Metazoa; Chordata; Actinopteri; Cyprinodontiformes; Rivulidae. Gene Ontology annotation, biological process: cellular response to oxidative stress. Gene Ontology annotation, cellular component: cytoplasm. Gene Ontology annotation, molecular function: sulfiredoxin activity. Bases 43 to 489 code for a protein of 148 amino acids.